Messenger RNA from Drosophila eugracilis, 1454 nucleotides. RefSeq lists its product as uncharacterized. The record is from RefSeq and is a predicted model, not a curated record. NCBI's taxonomy places the organism in Eukaryota, Metazoa, Arthropoda, Insecta, Diptera, Drosophilidae. The transcript has 3 exons. The coding region runs from base 61 to 750 and encodes 229 amino acids.
UGCCCAUGGUUUCAUUUCUCUAUCCGAAGUCGAGUCAAAAGCAACCCACUACUCGCCACAAUGUCUUCGAGGACAUAUGCCUUGGGCCUCCUCUGCCUUUUGGCCUUCUUUCAAGGAAUUACCGAAAAUGAAGCCCAGGCAGUGGAAAUUUGUAAUAGUAUUAACGGAGUCACUGUCAACCUUACACAAUUCUCUGGAAUUUGGUGGGAGGUGGCUCGUCAGCCGGCAGGUACUGACUUCUGCACUGAGGUGAACAUUACAGUGCUGUCAAAUAAAACGGAGGAUAAUGUUCUGAUCGAUACCACAUAUGCCGUGUCACCUGAUUACCCUUGGGUGAAUCAAACCAUGAAUGCCACCCUCACCGUGGAUGACGAUACUGACUUCUCUUCUGGCUUCAACUUCACCUACUGGAAUCCACCCGGCUACACUCCUUAUACAGUGUACAAAGUCCUUCAAACUGACUACGACAACUAUGCCUUCAUUUGUGGCUAUACAAAUCAGACAGAUAGUGCAACGUCCUUUGGCAUUAUCCUGACUAGGGAUCGUGUUCUCACAACCGAUGUCCUUGACAAGUUGGAGAGCAAUGCUACUGGUAUAUCCUCAAACUUUUUGAACGGCACCAUGUCAACGAUAACUCAGGGAGAAACUUGCUAUGCCCCAUCAGGAGCCAGCUCUCCUGCCAUUAUUUCCAUGUUGCUGAUUGCCUUGGCCUUUGUUCUUGGAGUUUGUGCUGACCGUCAGUCAAUUUAGUCAGCAACGAAGAUAGCCAACGAUUUGGUUCGCCUAUAAACCAGAUACGUAUCUUAACUUAAAUUUUCAUUUGCGUUAACAAAAAACAACUUUAAAUUCAUGUCUAAACAAAUAUUUAAACCUUUCCUAAACUUACGUAAGCAAAAAGUAAUACGUAAGACUUCGAAAUUCCAGAUUGGUAAUUAUUAAAAAUGUUUUUUUAUCACAAUUCCGAGUUUUUGCAAUGUUUAAUCUGUUUUUCAUGCAUGCUUGCAUGCUUGUUUUUGUUUUCAUUAAUGACUCACUGUCUGGCACUGAACUGAUAAAGCAAUUUAAUCCAGAAACGAAGACGUUUCCUCUCUAUAUAUAUGUAUAUUUUGUACGACUUGAUGGAUGAUCACUAAAAGGUUUAGAUAUAACGCAGAGUGGAAGACGACUUCAAUUAAUUUAAUACUUGUUUAUGGUAUCUGCGAGUAACGAUAACAGAACUUACCUUGUUUAUGGCACUGCCGAGUGUAAGGAAUGACUAAUGGGAAAUAGCACAACAACAACACUCAGACGGGAAGAGAACUCUGAUAAAACUUAAAGGGGAGAGAUAUUAAGAGAGAGAGAUAUUAAGAGAGAGAGAUAUUAAAAAAUACGCAGAAUUUUCCUAUGUAAAACUCAAUCUAACCGCAGAAAUAUGAAUAAUUCAAUGAAUGAGACAGUAAACAGAAAUAAUUAUU